Ilex paraguariensis (yerba mate) is the source of this 1085-nucleotide messenger RNA. The record is from the annotation of a GenBank genome assembly. Lineage: Eukaryota; Viridiplantae; Streptophyta; Magnoliopsida; Aquifoliales; Aquifoliaceae.
CAAUGGCGUGUCUAGACUCCUUCAGCAAACCCCAUAGGCUAGUUCAAGACCAAGCUUCUCCUGUUGUUCCUAAGCCAAGCAAGUCCUACACAAACUUCUUAUGUAAAUCACUAAUCAUUGUCCUUGCUCUUCUUGUUAUUCCCCUUUUUCCUUCACAAGCUCCUGAAUUUAUCAGCCAAAGUAUAAUCACCAAGUUCUGGGAACUUCUUCACCUUCUGUUCAUUGGCAUUGCUGUGUCUUAUGGCUUGUUUAGUAGAAAAAAAGUCGAUUUGGACAUUGAAACUCACUCUGGAAAUGAUAGUUCACAGAAUUAUUUGUCUGGAAUUCUACAUGUUUCAUCAAUUUUUGAAGAUGGAUUUGAGAAUUUAUGUGGGUCUGAUGAGAAAAAAGGGGUUCAAACUUGGAAUUCUCAGUACUUACAGAGUGCAUCUAUCAGUGCAUUCACUAAAGAAGAAGGUAAAGAUUACAGAUCUUCAGUUUGCAAAAAUGGGUUUGAGAACCCAUAUGGGUCCGAUGAGAAAAAGGUAACUCAGAACUUCCAUGAUGAAUCCAUGGUUGUAAUUGCCAAUGGAAACUAUGGUCUUGACCAAUGGGGCAAACCCUUGAGUCUAAGAUCAAGAAAUGCUGACACUGAUACCUCUAAAUCCAUUAAAAGAAUUGGGUCUAGUUCAAGUUUGAGGGAUUCUUCCAAGAAAGGUGAUAAAAUUGACAAAGUAAAAUUUAGGGGCAUGGUUCCUAUUAAUUUGGGGGAAAAGUUUAAAGAAGUUGCUGUAACUUCCCCCAUCCCUUGGCGAUCGAAGUCGGGGAGGAUGGAAAUGAGAGAAGAAGUAUGUCCUGUUAAAACCCCUUCACAUACUAGGCCUCUCUCUGUUGGCCAAUUUGAUCUUGAGAAUCUCAAAUCGCAGUCAUUCCUGUGCCCAAAACCUUCUGAAUCAAGUUCCAUGUUUGCAUCACUGAAGAAACCCUCACAUUCUAUUUCCCCAGAAUUGCCUAACUCAAGAAAGAAGAAUUUUGAGGAAUCUUCUAUGAGAGCUUCAAAUUCACCAUUAGCACCAAGAAAUGGUGAAGCAUCAUUCGUUUCUUGA